Mugil cephalus (flathead mullet) is the source of this 3325-nucleotide messenger RNA. Its product is annotated as carboxypeptidase N subunit 2. The coding region runs from base 157 to 2559 and encodes 800 amino acids. The record is from RefSeq and is a predicted model, not a curated record. Lineage: Eukaryota; Metazoa; Chordata; Actinopteri; Mugiliformes; Mugilidae. Gene Ontology annotation, cellular component: extracellular matrix. Gene Ontology annotation, molecular function: protein binding. The transcript has 2 exons.
CUUAUCUCAAGCUGCAGAAGUGUGUUACACCACGCCUCACAUGGGAUGCAACGCACUCAAGGCCUGCUGGCUAACAUAGAUACAGAACUAAGCUAAAGGCACUGCACAUGUUUAUGUUUCACUGCGCUUCAUCCUGGACUGGGAAUUAAACAGCAAAUGAAAAUGUCAAGGAGAGACACGAUCAUCUUUUUUCUGUUUUUACUGCUCAAGUUCUUAACGGCUCAAAAUCCAUGCUCAAAGGAGACGGACUGCCCCAAAGAGAACCAGGAUGUAUUUAGUUCAUCUACAACGGAGAUCCCACGCACUCUGAGACCUGGUGUAACAGAGGUGUUUUUUGUCGGUAGCCAGAUACUAACAAUCCCCAAAGCUGCCUUUUCUCAAAAUCCCCAACUUGAGAAGGUGGAGUUCAUGGACACUAACACAACAACUAUAGAGCUGGGGGCUUUUGAAGGUUUGGCACAUCUCAAGAAUAUCGAGAUCUCCAGCACUCCAUUAACGUCAGUCCCAGCUGGAGUUUUCAAAGAUCUCAACAACCUGGAGAUAAUUAUCCUAAAGUUUAACAAGCUACGUAGACUUGAGAAAGGCUUGUUUGAAGGCCUUGUAAAACUAAAAGAGCUCCAUUUACAUGGGAAUGACAUUGGAUUGAUUGAAGACGAGACAUUUGAUGGUCUUGACAACCUUGUAGUGCUCAGUUUAGCUAAAAACAAUCUCUCUGCUGUAUCAACUGAACUGUUCUCUAAUCUAAAUAAACUGCAGACUAUACGUCUCUAUGAAAAUCAGUUGACCACCAUUCCUGAAGAUAUUUUUCACAAUUUACCAAAUUUGAAGGAAAUUGGCUUGCAGGGAAACAAACUAACAGAGCUGCCACCUAAUCUGUUUCCACACAAAGACAAACUAACUAAGCUGCUACUGGAUAGCAAUCUUCUGACAGCUUUACCUCAAGAAUUUUUUGUUGGUUUUCCUCAGCUUAAAACUCUGACCCUAAAGAAAAACAUGCUGAGGAGUCUGCCACCAGUGCUUUUUGGAGAAAUGCCUAAACUGACUGACUUAAGCCUCAGUCAAAACAAUCUUAGCACUCUUCCCAAAGGAAUAUUCAGUCCUCUUAAUAAAGUCAAGAAGCUAGAUCUGUCCAAAAAUCAAUUUGUCACCGUGUCCGCUCAGUACUUUAACGGUCUUGAGAAGCUCACAGAACUCAAUCUACAGAACAACACGAUAGAGGCCCUGGAUGAAGACAUUUUUCAAGAGCUACAAUCAUUGAUCACGCUCAAGCUUGCUCAAAACAACCUCCAGACACUUCCUGAGGAUAUUUUUCGCCCUUUAACAAAACUCAAAAAACUCGACCUCAGCAAUAACCCUUGGCACUGUGACUGUAAACUCAUUGGAUUCUAUACCUGGAUGAAGGAAAACUCUAAGCUUGUGUCCAACAUUGUCUGUGAGUAUCCAGAACAUCUAAAAUUGAAGGAAAUCAUAUCAUUAACAGAGGACCAAUUAAUUUGCCCCACCACUCCCCCGACAACCACCCUCUUAACCACCACAACACCAACUACCACCACUACUACGACUCUCCCAACAACCACCAUCCUUCCUACCACAACACCUCUCACUACAACACCAACCACAACUCUACCAACCACUACGUUGACCACAACACUCCUUACUACAGAGCAAACCACCACCACAGUCCCAACCACCCCUUUACUUACAACAACAACCACUAUUUCUACCACACAACUAGUCACAACUACACCUGCUACAACCACUAUGAGCACAGCCAAGGUGACAACAAUUCUUCCCACAACCCCAACUUUGCCUACAACUACGAUGACAACAAUGCCACCCACCACAACAACUGCUCCCACAACUACUGCAACAACAACUGCUCCCACAACUACUGCAACAACUGCAACAACAACUGCUCCCACAACUACUGCAACAACAACUGCUCCCACAACUACUGCAACAACAACUGUUCCCACAACCACAACUAUUGCAACAACAACUGUUCCCACAACUACUGCAACAACAACUGUUCCCACAACCACUGCAACAACAACUGCUCCCACAACUACUGCAGCCACAACUGUACCAACAACCGUUCUGACAACAAUUCAACCAAUGACCACCACUACAACAACCACAAGUUUACCCACCACAACAACAACAACUACAAUGACAACUAGACCUCCAACAACUACAUCCACAUCAACCACAUUCAGGACUACCCAACCAACAACCACCCAAACAACGACAUCUCCUCCACCUACCACUCCUGUCAUCUUUACCUGUCCCACCAUAUCACCCACUCAGGAGGCUCCUGCUUCUUUCAAGUAUCAGAGAAAAACAAAAGUUCAGAAGUGCAAAUCUCAGAUGAUGAUUUACAUUGCACUGCUGGUGGUGGAGAUCACCUGCACACUGACACUGGCUAAGUGCACCAUAUCUCUAUACCGUCUGCUGCAGCACAGAGAGAAGAUGAACAGCUGGGUCAAACUCACCCGCUUCUCCUACAGGAGAGAGGUCAUCCUGAGGCCUCUUCGAGAGGCAGAGACUCGCGGGCUUUAAAAAACACCAGCACCUCAGAGAAAAUUCACAGUUUGAUCACCAUAAUGGAAAAUGGGCUAGUAUCACUCGUGUGACCUGACCUCAGUCCUGCAAUAACUGAUUUCCUGCAAUGUAGUGGAUGAAGAAACAUAGAUAGGUAGUGAUGUGACCCAUAAUCCUGAUGGAAAUAUCCAUUAGUGUAGCUUUAAUUAAAAAUGUAUUAUGCAUAUUGCAAAUAACAUCAGUCACAUGCUAAUUAUAUGCUUCAUGAUGGACAUACCAUGCAGAGGCCACCCAACAUGAAAAGGAUUUUUGUAAACAUAAUAAUAUGUGAUAAUGUGGACUGAACAAAAUGUGGCUUCCUGGAAGUCGUUUGUCAAGUCAAUCUGUCUCUGUGUAUGUAUCUGUGUUUGUAGAUUUGGAAUUUAUUUAAAAAUGAACUGAGAAAAAAAACACAAUUUGCAAUGUACAUUCAUUGAAAAUGUACGGUAAAUUCAUAAAGUAGCAGAAUGAAAAAAUGAGGAGGAGGUUAAAUUAAUUAAAAAAUAAUUAUACCUUGUAUUAGACAAAAGCACAGGAAUAUAGCAGUAAGUCAGAUUCAUUAACCCUCUCUGUGUGAACAUGUGUGGAUUUGUGUGUGUGUGUAAAAUUAUUUAUCUACAGACUGUCUCCUUCUGUUUGAUCCCAAAAUGCCUUUUUUUCUUCUUCUGAAGACAGCAGAAGACCAUGUCAGUUUACCAUGAGGCUAACGUUUUUGAGGUUGAUUACAUUUACAUUCAACAAACCA